GUUAUUGAAAAGGAUCAGUUUUCACACCCACUGAUCGCCACAUCCCAUUUGAAGCUGGCGCAUGAAAGCCACUCUGCGCCGUGCGUCCUGCUCAACUUGGCCACUCGCGUCGUGUGCACCGUGUGCGAUGUAGCGCGCCUGCUCACUUUCCUCCUGCUCCUCAUUCCCAAUAAAUCUUGGGGCUUCAGCGAACAGGAGGGCCUCAAGAUGAUCCUGUUCCGCAAAUUCCGCGUCUUGAUCCUGACCGUCUUCCUGAUCGCGUGCUCUUUGCACAUCCUGAUCGACUUGUUGCCGCGGCUGGAGAGUAAAGGCACUGGCGGCUGCUCCUGCUCUCACACUCCCAGCGAGGAGCCGCGCAACUGGGCCCAGCCUCCGGGCCGAGCCGCCGCCCUGGAGCAUCUACCGCCUCACAAACACACACUGCGAAUACUGCAGGACUUCAGCAGCGAGCCCGGCUCCAACGUGUCCUCACUCUCGCUGGAGAAGCUCAGCCCGGCCGGGGAGGACACGGAGGCGCAGAGGAGGAGGACAGGUGAGUCCCGUGCCAAGGCGGGACAGGACCGGAAACAGGAGAUGCGCGCAGCCGGAGUGAGGACACGCUCCAGACUCACAGCGCUGUUCGAGCACCCGCUCUAUAAGAGACCGUUACCUGUCCUCACUGACCAGGACACACUGUUCAACGUCAACACCGACAUCAGGUUUGACCCCAAAGCAGCAGACAACCAAGAAUGGCAUGAACAGGAGAAGAAUGGGGAGUACAACCCUACAGGUGAGCUCACUGCACACUCUUACCCUAACUGGCUGCGCUUCCACAUUGGCAUCAACCGCUAUGAGCUCUACUCCCGCCACAACCCUGUCAUCGAUGCAAUGCUGAAGGACUUGAUUACACAGAGAAUCACCAGUGUUGCCAUGAAAUCUGGAGGCACGCAGCUGAAGCUCAUCAUGACAUUCCAGAACUACGGCCAAGCGCUCUUCAAACCUAUGAAGCAGACACGGGAGCAGGAGACGCCACCGGACUUCUUCUACUUCUCUGAUUUUGAGAGACACAAUGCUGAGAUCGCUGCUUAUCAUCUAGACAGAAUCUUGGAUUUUCGGCGCGUUCCUCCCGUAGCUGGAAGGCUGGUGAAUAUGACCAAAGAAAUCCGAGACGUAACCAGAGACAAAAAGCUGUGGAAAACCUUCUUCAUCUCUCCAGCCAAUAAUAUCUGUUUCUAUGGUGAGUGCUCGUACUACUGUUCCACUGAGCAUGCUCUGUGUGGGAAGCCAGAUCAGAUAGAGGGAUCUCUGGCAGCGUUCCUCCCUGACCUGGCCCUGGCCAAGCGCAAAACCUGGAGGAACCCUUGGAGACGCUCCUACCACAAGCGCAAGAAAGCUGAGUGGGAGGUGGAUCCAGACUACUGUGAGGAGGUGAAACAAACUCCCCCGUAUGACAGCGGCACUCGCCUGCUGGACAUCAUGGAUAUGACCAUCUUUGACUUUCUCAUGGGGAACAUGGAUCGUCAUCACUAUGAGACAUUUGAGAAGUUUGGAAAUGAGACCUUCAUUAUUCACCUUGAUAAUGGAAGAGGGUUUGGCAAACAUUCUCAUGAUGAAGUCUCAAUUCUGGCACCUCUAAGUCAGUGUUGCAGAGUGAAGAAGUCGACUCACUUGCGUCUGCAGCUGCUGGCUAAAGAGGAAUACAAGCUGAGCUUUCUCAUGGAGGAGUCACUGCAGAGAGACUCGCUGGCCCCCAUCCUCAUCCAGCCCCACCUGGAAGCAAUGGACCGCCGUCUGCGCCUCGUGCUGCAGGUGCUGGCUGACUGUAUCGAGAAGGAGGGCUACAGCAGUGUGGUGGAGGAUGAUAUGACUUCGGAAAACAUGGACAAAGCCUCGACUCCUCUGAGGUAGUAGGUGUGGAGGAGCCGGUCUUCCAGCUUUCCGACACAUCUCAGCAGAUGACGAACUUCUCACAAAGGAAGCUCUCGAAGAUGACUUUUCUGAAUUCAGUGAAUUCCAAAGACUCCAUCCGCAAUCAGUGGACCAUGUGUGUCAUGUUAAAGACAUAGAUGUGGACAACAUGUGCAUUGCUGCCUGAGUAUGUGGACAUUUGUGUCUUAAUGCAGUAUAAUGGGGGUCUUUUAUUCUUGCUCUUAAUAGCAAAGAAGAACUGUGCAUUUAACAGAGGUUUCUUUUUUCUUUUUUCUUUUUUUAAAGUCGAAGAGCUUUGAGUGGAGUGCAGGUUAGCUCCAAUAUGUGUAGCUGCCAAUAAUUAUUUAUUAAGUUUUAUAUUUAUUUUCAAGAAUUGUUUGACCAACUUCUUAUGUCAUUACAGAAAAGAUGGAUGGCUUCAGAGAAAACUUUAAUGAAAUUUCAGUGUUUGUGAUAGUAUUUAGAAAGUGAUUGUUUUGUGUAUUAAAGACAUUCCUGAUAUAGCCUGUUGGAUACCAAGAAAUCCUAUUAAUCACUCUCUCAGUAUCAAUAAAACACAUCAGUGCAAUCUCUCUGAUCACCGGAAAGGUUUGUAACAAAUCUAAUCAUAAAGUAUCAUAAAAAAUCAUAAUCAUAAAUUAGCUCAGAAUAUUAGAGAGGUUGCCGAAUUUAUUGUGCAUACUGGAUAUGUUCAUUUAUAAGACCAGGUGGAUUGACUUACAGAAUACACAGUAAAUGAAUUACAGCAUAAAUGUCAGAGGUAAAUAUUUGAAUGGACCAGCAUUCUUUGCGUUUUCACUUUGAGGUUUAGCUUACACGUAGAACAGUGGUAUUUUGGCAAUGUAUUAUUCACACCUGCAUCCGCAUUCAUCAGAUCCUCUUUAUAAAUAAUGGUUUGGUUUUGACUGAUUUACAAUAUUUCCACGGGCUUUAUAUAAACUGUGCCGUGAUUGUGCUAGGCUGGAAUGCUGCUAUGUCAGAACAUUUAGGAUUUCGGGGGUAAGCAGGAUACUGAGAUAUGUAUAUCUGUGCAGGAAAAGCACACUCUCGCUUUCUUUCUUUAUCGCACUCUGAGGAAAGAUGACUGGGUCUCUCCUUUGCCAAGCACGAACUUGAACAUGUGUUUGGUCAAAAAGCUUUUAUUUUAUUCAACAAAACACUCUUUCUUGUUCAUAAACCUUAUUUGCAAGGGUUUUUACAGUCUAUUUAUAGAUUUUUAUCACAUUUAUUUCCAAUAUAUUUGAAAAUCCUGGUUUUGACAUUAUGUAUAAGCCUAGUAUUUACCAUUAUUUGCUGUCUUUUUUUUUUAAUGAAGAAUGAACAUGGGUGUUAAUGUACAAAACAAAGACUUUAAACUGCACUAGAGCAUAUUUCAGUAUCUGUUGAAAAAGUCCUGUAUAUAUUAUGUGAAUCCAUUACCUGUGCAAUUAUAGAAAUACUUGAACAUAUGGAUUCUAUAGAACUGGCUUACAUAAACUGAGCGAUGGCAUUUCAUUGCCAAAUUAAGGUAAGUUUUUUUUCAUUCACUGUACAUUAUUUUACAGUGUUCACAUUGAGUUCUGUCAGAAAUAUCACUAACAUAUGAACUGUAGAGAUGCCUACAUGCUUUUUAAUUGCACCGUUUCUGUGUAAGGUUUCUUUUUCAUGUCCAAGUGCAAUAAACUGACCAUUGUAGCA
Molecule: messenger RNA, 3585 nt
Organism: Neoarius graeffei (lesser salmon catfish)
Lineage: Eukaryota; Metazoa; Chordata; Actinopteri; Siluriformes; Ariidae
Gene: fam20cb
Product: FAM20C golgi associated secretory pathway kinase b
Exons: 10
Coding region: 208-1887 (559 amino acids)
Biological process (GO): protein phosphorylation
Cellular component (GO): Golgi apparatus
Molecular function (GO): protein serine/threonine kinase activity
Source: RefSeq, a predicted model, not a curated record